This is a messenger RNA of Gloeophyllum trabeum ATCC 11539, 882 nucleotides long. RefSeq names its product S-adenosyl-L-methionine-dependent methyltransferase. The record is from RefSeq and is a predicted model, not a curated record. Gene Ontology annotation, cellular component: cytoplasm; nucleus. Bases 1 to 882 code for a protein of 293 amino acids. Gene Ontology annotation, biological process: tRNA wobble uridine modification. Gene Ontology annotation, molecular function: tRNA binding; S-adenosylmethionine-dependent methyltransferase activity. NCBI's taxonomy places the organism in Eukaryota, Fungi, Basidiomycota, Agaricomycetes, Gloeophyllales, Gloeophyllaceae. The transcript has 4 exons.
AUGAGCAUCUCGAAUAGCGUCAGGGCGGUGUCGGUGUCCGGCAAUCCUCGAGAGUACGAGGACGUGCACGUCCAUGCCGUCUACGACGAAAUCGCCAGCCAUUUCUCUUCGACACGGUACAAGCCGUGGCCCAUAAUAGCUGAAUUCCUUUCGAGCCUUCCCACUGGGUGGGUCGGAUUAGACUCGGGUGCAGGAAACGGGAAGUACCUUCCCCUGCCUUAUGACCGACCAGGACAGCUGUGGACGAUCGGACUGGACAGGAGUAGGAACCUUCUACGUAUAGCUCAAGGAGCUGGGGGGGAACUCAGGGAAGUGGUAUGGGGAGACGUGCUUGACGUUCCCUGGAGACAUGGAGCGUUCGACUACGCAAUUUCGAUAGCAACAAUCCAUCACCUAUCUACGUCUGCGCGUCGCAGGGACGCGGUAAAGAGCCUCCUGCACUCCAUUUCCCCUGAUCAUGGAAGAGCCUUGAUCUAUGUCUGGGCAGUUGAACAAGACAGCAAAUCAAAGCGCGUCAUCCCAUCCGCACAGCCGGAGGAUCAGUCGUCCACAGAGCCGCAAGGUGUGGACGUCUUCGUGCCAUGGGUACUUUCGGAUCGUACGGCUGCACCGGAAGAAAAGCGACCUGCAGGGCAGCACGAGGCAGCACGCUCGGAAGAUGAGCUGAAGCCCAAGGCCAAGGUGUACGAUCGAUUUUACCAUAUGUUUGCGAAGGGCGAGUUGGAGCAACUUGCGACGGACGCUGCACAGGCUAUGGGAUUGUACGUGGGUCCCAGGGAUACAGACAGCAUGGCCAUGGAAGGAAUGAGUGGCGUGGAGGUAUGCCAAAGUGGUUGGGAAAGAUCAAAUUACUACGUCGAGCUGCGACGGUGGCGGACUUAG